AGGAGAGGGCGUCUGUGCCGAGCGUGCUGGUUUUUGUUUGGAUCUGUGGUGUACGCGAUUGGGACAUUUUUCCACUACCCUCUACUUUAAUUUAUAGGGAACACAGUUUACCAAAAUUGGCACUGUAAUGUCAUCUCAACGCCUGGUGAGAAAAGCGUCGCACGCUGGUAGUUGGUACACCGACUCGGCACGAGAAUUAAGGUAUCAGCUUGAAAACUGGCUUUCGGCUGCGGGGCCACCAACAUUUGGGCCAGCAAGGGCAAUUAUAGCACCGCAUGCUGGCUACCAGUACUGUGGUGCCUGUGCCGCACAUGCCUACAAGCAAGUCGACCCUACUGCUGUGCGACGUGUCUUCAUCCUGGGACCUUCCCACCAUGCCCGCAUCGGGGGAUGUGGUCUUUCCCCAGCCAAAUCCUACAGAACACCAUUGUACGAUCUCACCAUAAACCAGGAAGUUUAUGAAGAACUUUACGAGACGGGUGCAUUUGAAGAGGUAUCGAUUCAUGUUGACGAGAAUGAGCACAGUCUAGAAAUGCACCUGCCUUACAUUGCGAAGGUCAUGGAAAACCAGGAGUUCACCAUUGUGCCCAUCAUUGUGGGAUCGCUGAGUCCCGAAAACGAGGCUUUUUACGGCCGACUGCUGAGCAAGUACCUUGCUGAUGCGGACAACCUUUUCGUCAUAUCCUCAGACUUCUGCCACUGGGGGGCUAGGUUUCACUAUCAGUUCUACGACAAGUCCUGGGGCAACAUCCAUCAGUCCAUUGAAAAGCUGGACAAACAGGGGAUGAGCAUAAUCGAGGAGCUUUCUCCGACUGCGUUCACCGCGUACCUCAAGAAGUAUGGAAACACCAUCUGCGGCCGCCAUCCCAUUGGGGUCCUGCUUAAUGCUGUGGACACACUCCAGAAUUCUGGAAAUGGCCACAGGAUGGCGCUCAAGUUCCUGAAGUAUGCCCAGUCCAGUCAGUGUAUGAGCAUGAGCGACUCUUCCGUCAGCUACGCUUCAGCGGCUCUCCGCCUCGAGUGAUAUUUGAAUGCCAAAGUUUUUCUGUUUCUUUGUGCACGCGCUUAUACUCACCAGUUUGUUUUUCUGUUGGUUUCCACAAUAUCUUUCAUUUAACGAUGGAUUUUGGAUGCGUGAUUAGUGUGGUGGGUGUUGUUCACUUUUUUAUAUCUGAGCAAUCACGCAGUGUGAGUGGAUGGCCUGUGAGAAGGAGUGAUUUGAACAUGUCAUAUCCACAUCACCACAGUGAAACCUUUCUUGAAUGAACACUAGUUAUUUUGUCUCAUUUGAAACAGCUCUGAGCGAAAUAAUUACUAUUCUCAUUGCUGAUGAUGGUACAGAGGCAACAGCUUUGACAGGCAGUGAUUGUUAGUGCCUCACUGGUUCAGCAGCUUGAAAUAAAAAAGACAAACAAUUUAUGGUUAAUUGUGAGAGCGAUUGAACAUCAGCCAUGCUGAACCUCCCCGUGUGCCCAAACCUGUGAUACUACUUUGACUCCAGUUGCAAUUUCGGGCUUGGAAAUUUGUGUGCACUGAAGCUAUUUUAUGCUGAAUUGACUCGCAAUGGGGUUGCUAUUGAUUAGAGUGUACUCUUUCACUUCGGCAGUUGGAGUGGCGUGGAAACAGCAAUUUGAAUGUAGCAGUUCACUUUGAUGACUGUAAUAAGUUACUCAAGCUGAUAUUACAAAUUUAUAUGUUAAGUGUGCUGAAUGUGCGGCAGUAACUGCUUUCUCGAUCUCUUGUUGUUCAUUCAAGCAAAGUAUUGCUGCACACUCGCAUUGUUGAACACAACAUGUGAUGCGCUGAAAGCUGCAAGCUUGGUAUUUGUGGUUUGCUAGUGACCACAACUGUAGGCCAAAGGUCAGUGUGGUGUUCCGGUAGAUUACCUAGUAUAGGAAAGAGCGUGUGUGAUGUAUCAGAAGUCUGCUAUUGCUGUGGAUAAGAGAGAUCGCCAUUCCCAUUGUACAGUAUGCAAGCGUAGGCUUGUACACACUAGUGUGAAAAAUGAAAAUGAAAGAUAAAAUGAGAACCGAAAGAUGUUAAUGAAUAAAUUUAAUGAUCUGGUUAAAGCAUUCUACUGCGGAGCACAAGAUUGCAGGUCCAUUUACCAGUCAUUUACCUUGGCAGCCACACUUUGAAUUGAAGGGGGGGGGGAGGGGGGAGUGGUCACAGUGCUAGUAUGCUAGUGCAACAAAUGAAACUAAUAGACAGUUAAGCCUAGGAAAGCAUAGGGGACGUUAUUUGUUGUUUUUAACUGUAGUGUUUUGGUUAUGACCUAAGUUGAAAGGAAUUACAGUGGACGAAAAAGCACCCUUUCCAUUGGUGGGAUCCGGAGCCACAGCUUCGUACUAUAUGCUAGAGCAAUAAAAUUUAGCUGCACACUAGAGAAUCCUUUGUUAUCAAAAUUAAUCUGACUCCUCACUCUACAGACUAUGUGUAGAUUUUGGAUGUAAAACCCUAUCAUUUGUUAAUGUUUGCAUCGGAACCACAACAGACAAGCUUGUAUGGUUUUCCAUGUAAAAUAGUAGUCAUCACAUAAAGCAAUCUAUAUUUAUGCUUUUUCUCACUGUCAUAUGCUUAUAGCAGGCAUUGGACCCAUUGAAGGUACAGUUUAACCUCAUAAAAUCAAUGGAUAUUCUGACACAGUGGCGCAGUGACACAGUAGGGCAGACAACCAGUGGUCAGUUAGAGCAACCUAAUGGUUACCGAGGGAUGGGAAACUCGGCUGAGGACGGCAGCGAGUUAAGCAGGGUAGGGAAAUUAAAAAGUUUGCAGAGAUAGAAUAGGAUCUCUUUGUGCGGGAUAGGGUGAAUUGGAGAUCAUUGGCAGAGGCCUUCGUCCUGCAGUGGACAUGAAGUAGUCUGAUGAUGAUGAUGAUGGAUGUUGGUUGGCCAGGGCGUGGUUACCUUUCUGAAUUUUUAUUCUGCAUGAGAAAUCUGAUCCCAUAAUAACUUUCUUACAGGGGUGCUGUUAGACAAUUUUAGCAGAAUGAUUUUUGUUCACUGCUAUGCUCACACUCACCUACACAAGGAGCAGCAGUGGUGUGAAUUAAUUUUAGCUACUUGUCAAAGCAGUUGUACCAAGAAGUGCAGCACUCUUUUCAUGGGAGAACAAAUAUGAUGCCAUGAAAGGAAACGUCUACCGUUUUCUCUAAAAUUGUGCUGACCACCCAAAUGUUUUAUGCCAACGUAAAUUGGUAACUUAUGUGAAGUUGAUGUAUUUUUCGGGUGUCAUACACUUGUCUUUAAAGCAAUUGCAUGUCCUCUAAAUUUAACACUAGUCAAUAAACAAGAAAUUAUGUUGCAUCUGAAUAUUUACUUCAGUCGCAGCAUAUGUAGUCGGGUGCACGACUUAUGAACAAGAUUUUGUCCAGCAAUGCAUAAAUGAAGACAUGUACAAAAAAAAGCAUGAGCUGUGGUUCAAUUGAUUUUGCUGUUGAGAUAAUGUGGCUCCAUUGCACUCUAGUGGGCAGAGUAUUGCUGUACCUGACCCCUUUGCUGAAGGCAUUCUCUUGUUUUUUUUAGAUGCAUCACGUUCUGUCAGCAGCAUGAAGGAAUGCUUCUUUCUGUCGUUCCUUGUAGCCAGUAAUUAACGUUUGCAGGGCCAUUGAGGCUGUGAUUGUGUAAAAGACGUACACUGGUGAUUGUGAAGUAAAUAGGGGCUUAAUUACUUUAAUUAUGAGAUGCACUAGAAGGUGUACAACUAAAUAUUGUUCUACCUUGAUUUUCUUUUGCUGGUAUUGGAUGUACCUUGGAACAUAGUACAAGUUCGACACAUUAACUGAAGGUCCGUCAUAAUUUGUCGCUGAAGAUGAUGUGGAAGCAAAUGCAGCUUAUGAUAGGUUUUGCAGUUGAGGAACUUAAUUGUUGGAGUCAGAGAGUAGACUUUGUUAUGUUAUGCUGGCAGUAUUAGUGAAUAUAUGGUACCCUUUGUGUGCUGCCCUCUAACUGGCCAUGGUGAGCAGAAAAUGGUCAGCUAACAAUAUUGGCGGCCAUGGGUGAUGUGUAUGUCCUCAUUUGUUGAUAAUAUCAAACACGUAAUGGUAAAUAAAUGCAGUGGUUAGUGUCCAAUUUUUAGACUUCCUAGGAGCUGUGAAGUAGUUUGAGAAAUUGUGUACAUAGAAAAUUUGACGCAUACCUUUUUAGCGCCCUCAAAGGCUUGUGUCGCCACAGCUGUGUCCGAAAUAGUUCUCAAGGCCGGUCAUUUUCUAUAGUCGGAUACAACUUAAGUCCGGAGAGGCCCCGCUCAAAUGAUUGAAGCGUGGCAGCCGAUGGCCCCCGCGACUGAAGAAAUAGUCCCGCUCUUGCAGCUGGCAUCGUUCUUCGAAGGCGGGGUCACCGGCCACCCGGCUUAUGACGUCACUGUAGAGAGUGCUCGCCCAUUGGGCCAAGCCUGUGUGCAUCCACCUUUGUUCUAUCCGACUAUAGGCAUCUUGAUGCUUGUACUGUGACAGACGACAGCAGUUGCACACAUGUAUAUAAAUAUUAAAAAAAGAAACAAGAAAGAACAUGCUGUUUCCUGUGACAGCGGCCCCUCUAUUCUUGCUAUGCUUCACUGCGAUAUGUUGCAUAUUCUUGACCGCAUAACACAUCUGCAUUGCGGUGAAGCUGAAUAUUGGGGACUGCUACAGCUGCAAGCAAAUUGUCACAUGAGAGUGCUGUUAGCAGGCUGCGAUGUAAUGAACAGGUCAGCGGUAGUGACUUUGAAUAAUGCGAUUUCGAACCUGCAAUAACUGCAAAAAGCCGGAAACUAGAAUUGGGAAGGGUUUCUGCAUCUAAACAAAUGUAUUGUGAAGGUGUCUGAAGUAUUUGUCAUUGACUGUACUGAACGUAAAUAUGGAACAAUGAACCGGUGAUAACAAAUGAAUGGUCAGCGUGUCGUGCUUGUGUGAAAAAUUACAUGUAUAUUUUGUUUCCUGUAUUGUGGAGAAGCACUUGAUAAAGGAAAAAACAA
This is a messenger RNA of Rhipicephalus sanguineus (brown dog tick), 4953 nucleotides long. Its product is annotated as protein MEMO1. Bases 128 to 1024 code for a protein of 298 amino acids. NCBI's taxonomy places the organism in Eukaryota, Metazoa, Arthropoda, Arachnida, Ixodida, Ixodidae. The record is from RefSeq and is a predicted model, not a curated record. The transcript has 9 exons.